GGUCAUUUAAUAAAUCGUUUGGACUUCAACUUGAUUUUAUUUGCGUCGUUCCCACUGUUAAAUCAGUAUUAUCAAUAUCCAUUGUAACAGCUCCAAAACCAUUUCCGAGGGCAGUUUUGUCAACCGCAAUUCAAGUUGAUAAGUUUUCGCCUCUAAGAACAUUAAGAAGUUUAACUUUAACAUCAUCUAUACUAAUGCUAUUAGGGUCAUCAUUAGGAUUUAAAAAAAUGCUUUUUCAAUUUGGAGCACGAUGA
Molecule: messenger RNA, 254 nt
Organism: Racocetra persica
Lineage: Eukaryota; Fungi; Glomeromycota; Glomeromycetes; Diversisporales; Gigasporaceae
Source: the annotation of a GenBank genome assembly